AGAAUGAUAAAGUCUUAGGCUGAUUUCUAUUAUUGCCCCAGAUGUGUUCACCAGAAUAACUUUCUUUUGCAACAUGCCGACCACGGGACUGAGCUUCAGGACAGGAGAAGGAGGAAGGGGGAAGGAAACUAAAAUAUUCCAAGUCUUUCGCGCAGUGUCUUUAAAUGUUCUGGGUUGGUUCUUUAUGAGGCCAAGGAAGAACCAGAGAAAUUAAGGGGAAACGCUUUUGUUUUCUCCCAUUUAACCCAGUUCAAACUGUGUCUGGCGCCCCCAGUGUCUGCUCGGAGCACGUGCAGCUCCACACGGACUGAAAUCAUGGAGCUAGAUGAUCACAGAGCCUCUCUCUCAGCCCUCAGAGCUACAUAACUAACAUUUUACAACAAUCCUUUCCUACAGGGCUGUCCCCACCCCUGUACUCAGCUUUAGCACGGAGCCGCACGGCACUGCACAGCUCGAUUUGCAGCCAGCCCCGGCCCUCCUCCAGGGCUGCGUGAGCCGGUGUUUGAUUGGAUUAGAGUCGGCUAGCCUUUGCCCUCUAACCUCGCUGAUGUUGGCUGGCUGCUUCCUGCUCCCUCCGCUCCCCCUGACCGACUGACGAAGCCUGCCGAAGCCGCACGGCGAAGCGCCCUGCACGGACACAGCCGACCGGGACGAGCCGCUACAGCCAGACUAGAGCCGAGCCGAGCCGAGCCACGAUACACACAGGCAAGCGGGCGAAAAAAAACAGGCAGUCAUGCGGAGGAAAUCGAGGAUAUUGUUAUGUUUUGCGGUGCUGUGGGUGCUGGGGAUAGCCUACUACUUCUACUCGGGGACAGCGCUGAGUCGAAAGGAUGAUUGGGGCUCCAGUGACUCGUCUAGUAGGAGUAAAGCUCGCAGCUCUGAUGACAAGGCUCAAGGCCUGGAGACUCUGCCGCCAGGUAAAGUGCGCUGGCAGGAUUUUGACCAGGAUUUAUACGUUGGAGCCACGGUGGUCCGACCAGGUCAGGAUCCAUACGCCAGGAACAAGUUCAACCAGGUGGAGAGCGACAAACUCCGUAUGGACAGAGCCGUGCCUGACACAAGACAUGACCAUUGCAGACAUAAACAAUGGAAAUCGGACCUACCAGCCUCCAGUGUGGUCAUCACCUUCCACAAUGAAGCUCGCUCUGCUCUGCUGCGGACUGUGGUCAGUGUCUUGAAGAAAAGCCCUCCUCACUUGGUCAAAGAGAUCAUUCUGGUUGACGACUACAGCGAUAACUCGGAGGACGGAGCAUUGCUGGGGAAGAUUGAGAAAGUGCGUGUGUUGAGGAACGACCGCAGAGAAGGACUGAUGCGAUCGAGGGUUCGUGGUGCAGAUGCUGCCACAGCACCAGUCCUCACAUUUUUGGAUUCUCACUGUGAAUGUAAUGACCAUUGGCUAGAGCCGCUACUGGAGAGAGUCGCUGAGGAUAAGACCAGAGUAGUUUCUCCUAUUAUUGAUGUCAUCAACAUGGACAACUUCCAGUAUGUAGGAGCCUCAGCCGAUCUGAAAGGAGGCUUCGACUGGAAUUUGGUGUUCAAAUGGGAUUACAUGACUCUGGACCAGAGACGGGCGAGACAAGGCAACCCCAUCGCACCCAUAAAGACUCCAAUGAUAGCAGGAGGUCUAUUCGUCAUGGAUAAGGAAUACUUUGAGCAGCUCGGAAAGUAUGACAUGAUGAUGGAUGUAUGGGGAGGAGAGAACCUGGAGAUCUCAUUUCGCGUGUGGCAGUGUGGUGGCAGUCUGGAGAUUAUCCCCUGCAGCAGAGUUGGCCAUGUCUUCAGAAAGCAACAUCCAUACACCUUCCCUGGUGGCAGCGGGACCGUGUUUGCGAGGAACACAAGGAGAGCAGCAGAAGUGUGGAUGGAUGAGUAUAAAAACUUCUACUAUGCUGCUGUCCCCUCAGCGAGAAAUGUCCCCUACGGAAAUAUCCAGAGCCGUUUGGAGAUGAAGAAGAGAUUAGGCUGUAAGCCAUUUAAAUGGUACCUGGAGAAUGUCUACCCUGAACUGAGGGUCCCAGAUCACCAGGACAUAGCGUUUGGAGCCUUGCAGCAGGGAGGAAACUGUCUGGACACCCUGGGUCAUUUUGCUGAUGGGGUGGUGGGCGUCUAUGAAUGCCACAACGCUGGGGGAAACCAGGAGUGGGCCCUGACCAAGGAUAAAUCGGUUAAACACAUGGACUUGUGUCUGACUGUGGUGGACAGAACAGCCGGCUCCCUCAUUAAAUUACAAGGCUGUCGAGAGAAUGACAGCAGACAGAAAUGGGAGCAGAUUGAGUCCAACUCGAAGCUUCGUCACGUGGGCAGUAACCUCUGUCUGGACAGCCGCAGUGCCAGGAUGGGCGGACUCACUGUGGAGGUCUGCAGCCCCAGCCUCAACCAGCAGUGGAAGUUCACCCUCAAUUUACAAUCAUAGGGGGCGCUACAGAGUUGGAUCUUGGAUAGAGACACCAACGGACUCUGAAACGCUGGUAAGAAGAUGGACUCCAGGAGAAAGACAAACUCAAUGGAUAAAUGGAUGCUUUUAGCUCCUCCUCCUCCUCCUCAGAGGUGCAGCCAGUCAUGUCUACACCCCUCUCCCCCACCUCACCCCACCUAAAAGAAAAACAACAACAACAAAAAAAAACAACAAAAAAACACAACGAGCCACGCCCCCUGGGGGGAGGGGCUUGCAGACCAUACUGGAGUAAGCAGAAACUUGACUGUAUUUGAUGGAUGGGUGGCGACAGUGAUGAUCGUGAUGAGGAUAAAAGCGAUGAAGAGGCUUUCCAUCCAAACUACAUACCUCAGUGUUUUUUCAUUGAUGGUUCCAGAGGCAAAUGACGAAUGAAUUCUUUUUGUUCUUUUACUUUCUUCAAUGCUGGUGAAAUAGAACUCUCUGAUGUUUUUAUUUUGUAAUUAUUUUAUUUUCUUAUUAAUAUUUUUUAUUUCUUGGUCUUAAUUCUGUAUGGGGGUUCACAGGAGCUUUUUUGUUUGUUUUUGAAAGAAUCAGAUGUUGGAUGUUGGUGUUGUUGCUCCACUCCAGUGCUCUCUCAUUGGUUUUCCACACCGAGCUAGAGCCUGUAACAGCAGACGGAGGCUUCGGGUUGCGGUUUCCAUAAAGGUUCAGGUGUAGAGUAAUGUGAAGAGAGGAAAUGGACUCAAUUUCAUGAGCUUCUCCUCUUCUUUACUUUCAUUGGUUUACAGGAUCAACAGAGAUAAAGAGAGAUGAGGUGGAGAGAAGAAUGCUGUGUGUACUUCCUUGUUUUCUGUACGGUUUUUCCUGCAGAAUGUGUGUUGCGGAGGGGGAAGGGGUUCAGGGAGGAGCUUCUGUACUUUGGACGGGGCCUAACACCGGUUUGGCCUGGAAGAACAGUUCCUGAAGCAGGAAGUGUCCUGAGGCCCAAUCUGAAGAUUUACUGUUUGUCUUCAGGCUGUAGCACUGGCUGUUACAGCAUCUUCACUUCCACACCGUUAUGUCUCUAAAGAAAAUACACAGAAAAUAAAUCUCUUACCAGUCUUUUUUUUGUUUACUUUUGUCAAAAAAAUUGAACCAAAUUUCAAAUUGAUGUUUUGUGUUUCGGGAAUACCAGGGGAGCGAUUGAAAUCAUUUUUCUUUACAUACUCUCGCUGUUCUCUAUCAGCUCCUUUGGAGCAGUUCCGUUUAUACAUCUUCCUUUUCCUGCACAGAUAAUGGUCUUUGCCUUUGUCUAUAUUGCCAUUGUAGGCGGGUUACUGUCUAAGAAACAUGACCAAACUGGAUUUGAUGUUGCAGCUUCUUCUCUAGAGAAACAGGUGUUUGCUGCAAAUGGAUAACAGUGACUUUUUAAUAUCACCGUGAUGAGAUGCCCAAUAUUUUACACUUUAACAGACAUGAUUAAGAUGACAGUUUAUCCACUUUCAACACUACCCAGCAUGCACUGGCAUAUGAAAUUUAUUGGUGUCCAUGUGUGGCAAAUUCCUCAAAUGACUAAUAAUGAAGGUCUGUGACAAAGUCAAGUUGUUUUUGUUUUUUUUAUUUAUAGAGACCUCACAGAUCCCUCGGUUUUGUUGACAAAGUAAAACCUUGCUUAUUCCAGCCUGAGAACAGAUGUCAGUGUUUCCAAAGUCCUGACUGUAGACAAACUGUAUGAAAUGUCCGUGCACAUGUGUUCUUAGCUCCUGCAAGCUGCACGCAUCACCAACAAGUUCCUACAAUUACACUGAGACAGGAGUGUUUUGCAUGAACAUAUUUGUUUUGCUCAUUGUGGCUCUUAGAUGAGCCAUCUGUUCAGAAGUUUGAAAGUGCAGUAAACAAGGUUUUGCCGUUUGUCCUCACUCUGUUUCUGCUGGAGGUGGGCAGGUUGUUAUGAUUGCACAAACAGGACUGCUUAGCCUGUGCUGUGCUGAUACAAAUAAGAACUCUUUUCUCUUUUAUUUUGGUGAGCUGUUUUAUUCAGUGCAACAAUAUUUUGGUGCCACCAAAAAGAAUUGUGCCACUUGUUAGUUUCUUGUCACCUGGCUGUGUUACUGAUGUCCUUUACAGUACAUGUAUCUGUUGUAUCUCUGUUGCAACACUAGUCUCCCCUGUGCUUCAUCAUCACUUCAUCUUCACUGCUGUGAUCCUCUGUACUGUUAGUCACUGAUGAGUAAUCAGGGUGGAUUUUAGUGGGAAUUGGUUUUGAUUAAAUUUGGAGCGACUCGUCACUUGGCAGCUUUAAGGCAAAUACAUAAACACAAAACAUCUCUAACAUAUAUAAUGUACAGAAGAAAUGACCAAUAGAAAUCACAUUUCCUAGUUUAUUCUAGAAAGAAGUUGCAGCCUCAAGUGUUUUUAAUGAGAAAUAUCCUCUCUGUUUCUCAUUAUUUCUCUCCCUCUCUCUCUCACACACAAUCACACUUACUUGUGAAUGCUCCAUAGAUUUUUUUUUUUUUUUAUCCAAAACUGACAAAGACAGCUGGUUGUGUUUGCUGUGUUGUCUGAUACUCUUGUAUCCCUUUCUUGUUUUCUGCCAUUCUGUUUCCUUGUACCUGAUGCUUUGCCUUGUCCUACAAGUUCAUCCAUGUGUAAGCAGAGUGAGUGGAGUGAGAGGGGUCAGCGGAAACUGCAGCUGGUUGAAAAGUCUAUCCUUUGACUUGAUAGGUUUCUUCAUUGUGCUUUGAGGCAUAGGACCUGUGGGUAUGAGGCCGGAGUGAGACUCACCCUGAAGGGGGGGUGUGAGGAAGGUUUUGUGUUUCCAUGGUGACCAGACUCAAGGGCCCAAAUCUGGUUUAGGGUUUCAGUUAGAUUCAAAGCUAAUCAAGAGGUGGAUUUACUGUUAAAGUUUUUUUUUUUUUUUUUUUUUUUUUGCCAUUCUGUUUGGAAAAUGUAAAAUAAUAUGAAACAUUUUCAGUUGUGUCUUAAUUUAAGAUUAUUGCAAUUCACAAGAGGAGUUUUUAUUCAUAUUCCUCAAAUGUGCAUCUAAACCUGUGUCUGCAGUCAAAUCAGAGGCUUUGGUGGGGUACAUGACACUAAAGACAUGUUACAAUAGAAAUCCCAUUUCCCCCCAGUCUACUACAUGGUGCAGCGUACACACAAACACACACACACACACACACACACACACACACACACACACACACACACACACACACACACACACACACACACACACACACACACAUAAACACAGUCCUUCAAAAUGGCUGGAGUUAAUUUUAAAAAUUAAAACAACAUGGUGUUUAUUCUUUAUUUUACCUGUGUUGCAGGAAUCGUGCCAUCUUUAUGUUAUAGUGUUAUAGAUGAUCAGUUCUCUGCUAAUUCUGAAUUUGCAACCCUAACAGCUGGUUGACCCUGAUGAGAUCAUUUAUAGGGCAGGUCUGAGUCUGGGUUAGUUAUUCCUUUACUUUUCAUGUAUAUGUGCAAGGGUCAUGUCUAGAACUGUAAACGGGCUAGAUAUAUAAUUAAUUUGCUAUCAAUCUGAGAUCCAUCUAUGUGGCAACAAUUCUCAAGUUUUAAUGUGUGUCAUCAAACGUUGAUGCUGUUCACUGUGAGAUAGUUACAGACCCCAAACAAGGAGGUUUUCAUUUUCAAGUCCACUGUGUUUGUCCAUGAGGGUGACAUGCUGAUAUUUUAAUGGCCUAUAGCGCCCUCUAUUGGAAAAAAAAAGGGACUGAAUGUAGUAAACUUCUCAUGCAAAAUGCACAACCAGAGAGUUCCAGACUUUUUUCUUUUUUUUUCACAUUUUCUUUGUCUUUGGUUCCUUUUCUUUUUUCUGUAUAAACUGUUAAUUCAGCCCCGCUCACCCAACUAUUCAGUGGAAGCGAGCUUCAUUACACCUCAGAACAGGCGUGUGAACCACACUGCACACACCUGAGUGACCAUGGCAUUACUGUCCGCUUACGACGGGAAAGAUGUGUUGUUUAAAGCCUUUUCUUUUUAAACUAGUCUUAUUCUUGUUUAUAUUAUUUUUUAUGUUAUACACAGAGGAAACGGCUGUAAAAGUCCAGCACCUCAUUUUGAUUGGAUGAUAAAAUGUUUACAUCUUUCGCACAAUGUGCCAAAGUUCCUUCAAGAAAGAAUGAAAAUGAGUAAAAGCCUUUGGAAAUACAGAAUAAGUUGCGGUGAACUCCUUAUGUGUUGGGUGCACGUUUGCCUACAGUAUGUUGUGUAUGUCAUUGUUCUUUCUUUCGAGUCUCAGUCCAGCGGGCAGGAACAGCCAGGGGGAAGAUGGCUCUUAGCUGCUGAUCUGGUGUCAGUUUUUAUAACAGACCGGGGGUAUAAAUUUGGCUGCCUCCUGGUUUCAUGUCUUUAAGUUUUUUACAAACACCAGCUGUGCAAUGGAUCUAAACUUAAAUGUCUGUAAGACGUUUGUUGAGGCAUUCAGCCGUGUGUGUGUGUGCAUGUGAAUGUGCGUGUGUGUGCUACACUUUGGAAAUAGCUAAAAGCUUCAUCCAAAGAUAGGAAGGAUAUUGUCAAUCUUACAGAUAGACAUCUUUAUUUGCAUUAAAAGUAUAACUGAACACCAGUCGGUGAAGAAGAGCAUCUUCCCCACUGAGCCAGUAGGAGUUUAUUCUUACUCUCUCUGUUUUGGAGGGAAACAAUCAACAGUUUAUUGGAGUUUAACGGGAGAAGGUGUAAUGUUUUUGGUCUUCUCUCAGUUAUGCGGUAAAACAGGGAGAAGAGUUUUGUCACAUUUUGUCCUAAAGAAGGACGUCUUCCCCUCUCAGCCCACCCCAAAUCCCCUUUUAGGAUUAACAGAAGAGAAGCCCUCUCUGAUAGGUGAAAAGCCCUGCUGAGACAUCCAGCUCAGGACUGCUUAAGCUUGUCCAUGAGUCACUGUAAGAGUGUAUCUCAGUUAGGGUGUAAGAGGGGCUUAACAUGCACAUAAGACAAUAUACUGUAAAAGUCUCAUCAAUCAGUAAUGACCGAUAACUAAAACAUGCAAUGGUAAUCAGGAGGGAGGGACGCGAACUGAUGGACUGAUAAAUGUGUUUUCUACUAGGAAUGUGGCUUCAUUGAAUGACAGCAGUGUUAUAAUUAUGAGGUGGGUGAUAUGGCAUGAGGGGGUCACACAUGUAAAAGUGUAUAUUUUUGUAUAUACCUACAUCAGUGUGUGUACAGUAUGUACAUAUAUACACAGUGUACUCAGCCGCAGUUCCUAGUUUUGUUGUCGGACUGUACAGCGCUUCUAACUGUUCCCUGUUUUAUAGAUUCUGCAGAAAUUCAACUUUGAAUGAGGAGAAAUGAUUAACUUAAAUAAAUGCAUUUAUAUAUAUAAAUGAAACAAUG
This is a messenger RNA of Seriola aureovittata, 7726 nucleotides long. RefSeq names its product UDP-N-acetyl-alpha-D-galactosamine:polypeptide N-acetylgalactosaminyltransferase 2 (gene galnt2). Bases 734 to 2413 code for a protein of 559 amino acids. NCBI's taxonomy places the organism in Eukaryota, Metazoa, Chordata, Actinopteri, Carangiformes, Carangidae. The transcript is spliced from 16 exons. The record is from RefSeq and is a predicted model, not a curated record. Gene Ontology annotation, cellular component: Golgi apparatus.